Triticum turgidum subsp. durum (durum wheat) is the source of this 432-nucleotide messenger RNA. The record is from the annotation of a GenBank genome assembly. Lineage: Eukaryota; Viridiplantae; Streptophyta; Magnoliopsida; Poales; Poaceae.
AUGGAGAACAAAAUGGAAGAUCUCUUCAAUCUAGAGUCUGAAAUCGUAGAUAUGUCCAUGUCCAUCGACACAAUGAAGACUGAUGAUCACGGCAGCAAUGCAGAAAUACCAUGUGUUCAGAGUUCUCCAGAGCAUGAUUUUGAGUUCCUAGAAGGCAGGCUCCACAGCAUCAGAGAAGCCAUUGCAAAUGUUGAGCUACUUCUGGACAACAGCCUCUUCUGUGGCACACCGUCAAGUCUAUCACUCCAUUCAUUCAUCGUUGAGAUGCUGGAGACCGUUGAGGCCGUCUUUGGCGAUGGAUCAGAGAGCAGCUUCGGCUUCCAGGAAGAAAACAACUUUCAACGCACCAACUUCAUGUUUGACUGCAUCGUCAAGUCGCUGGACUCGAAGUUCCGCGACUUCAGAAAAUGCGGGUACAAGGCUUUGUUGUGA